This is a messenger RNA of Vidua macroura (Pin-tailed whydah), 1174 nucleotides long. RefSeq names its product calcium homeostasis modulator family member 6 (gene CALHM6). The transcript is spliced from 2 exons. NCBI's taxonomy places the organism in Eukaryota, Metazoa, Chordata, Aves, Passeriformes, Viduidae. Bases 1 to 951 code for a protein of 316 amino acids. Gene Ontology annotation, molecular function: monoatomic cation channel activity. The record is from RefSeq and is a predicted model, not a curated record.
AUGGAUAGGGUACGUAAGGCAUUGGAUUUCUGCAUCCGCCACCAGACCACUCUGAGUUACAGCAUCGUGUCCCUGCUGACGGCUGGCAGCGAGCACAUCUUCUCAUCUGUGGUGUUCAAGUGUCCCUGCAACUCUGGGAACAUGCUCUAUGGUUCUUCCUUCCUCUUAGCACCUGCCUUCAUCCUCUUGCUGAUCGGUUACAUGGUGAGUGCCAGGACAUGGCGCCUGUUUACAGGCACGUGCUCUCCAGAGAAGCAUCUCCAACGCAGUCCCCGGGGAACCUGUGCCAGCUUCUGCCAGCUGUUGGUGCUGAUGACAGCCAAAGCCUCGGUGGCACCGCUCACCUGGAUAGCGGUGGCCCUGCUCGGAGCCAACUUCUACGAGUGUGCGGCCAGCGGGAGCAACCUCACAGCGAGCCUCUUGUCUAAAGUUAAUGGAAAUUACAGCCAAGAAAUGCUGUUCAAAAUGCCCUGUGAUAAGGAGUUAUCAGCAAGGAUAUCAAGUGAAUGGGUCAGCCUUCAGGCUCAGUCCCAGCUGAUAGGAUGGUUCCUGAUAGCCAGCAUCAUGACUGUGACACUGAUUUCAACAUGUGUCACCCACUGUUGCUCCCCAGUCAGCUAUCUUCAGCUCAAGUUCUGGAAAAUUUACUCAAAAAAAGAACAUGAACUCUUUGAGAUCAAAGCCAAAGAGCAUGCAACCAAGCUAGCAGAAAGAAAUACAAAUUGCUUUUUUGAAGCCACUGACCCAGCACCAUUUCAUACUCCCAGCAAUGAAGACUGGCAGAAGAUUUCAAUCUUAUAUACCUUUAAUUCACAAGAGCAGUAUUACAGCAUGAUACACAAGUACGUGAGCACCAACAGAGGCAACAGCGCCAAAUUCAGUGACGAAGGUCAGGAUCUCACUGUUUUAGCAUUUGUGGAUGAAACCCAGACAAGUGUUUCAGGGUUGUAAUAAAACAAAUCCUUUGCAAUGUUGGCAGUCUUUUUAGCCCUACUGAUAUAAGAAGAGUCUUAUUCUCUGCUCUUACUGAAAUCUAUGCAAACUGAAAGUGAAAGCUGAUAGUUGUAAUCCUCAAUAGAUUUGCUUUUAAAUACAUUUUAAUCCUUUUGCUUUAGUACAUUUAAAUGGGAGUUUUCUUAUGCUGUUGUCCAUUAAGAAGAGUUGUAUGUAAAAU